This is a messenger RNA of Malassezia japonica, 219 nucleotides long. RefSeq lists its product as uncharacterized. Bases 1 to 219 code for a protein of 72 amino acids. NCBI's taxonomy places the organism in Eukaryota, Fungi, Basidiomycota, Malasseziomycetes, Malasseziales, Malasseziaceae. The record is from RefSeq and is a predicted model, not a curated record. Gene Ontology annotation, cellular component: cytoplasm. The transcript has 2 exons.
AUGUUUGGCCGCGUGGUACACUUGGUGGUGGACGCGAUGCUGAUCAGCGUCGUGCUCUCGGGCAUCAAGCGCAACACUGGGCUCACAUUGUCGCUCGCGCGUAUUCCCAACCGAGAUGUGCGCAAGUUUUUUAGCGCGUACCUGGAAGCCGGCGAAUGGCUGAUGGACUUUGCUGUCGUGAUUCUUGGUCGGAGCAGCAGCUUUGAGCGUAUCCGCUGA